Molecule: messenger RNA, 369 nt
Organism: Chondrus crispus (carragheen)
Lineage: Eukaryota; Rhodophyta; Florideophyceae; Gigartinales; Gigartinaceae
Exons: 1
Coding region: 1-369 (122 amino acids)
Source: RefSeq, a predicted model, not a curated record
AUGAGAAGAGCAAAGAUCAGGAACGGAACCAUUUGGUCAGCUGAAAAUGUCGCAAAAAGAAUAUGUGAUUCCCGAAAAACUAUCCGACGCAGCUCACUGGUAGAGCGGCCGGUAACGAUGAAAGGAAAAGUCGGUAUUGCGCCCCUUGGAAGUGCAUCUCCGCAUGGUAUAGCGGGUACACGCGAUCGCUGCUGCGAUAAGCGCUUGACGGGUUAUACUCGUGCCUCGCGAGUGUGGGAUCCAUCGCUCUACGUCGACUUGCGACAAUACGACUCUAGUUUCUACCUAUGCGAAAGCUUAGUGUCGGAGGGCAUCAAACGAUGGAAUGUCUGCGACUGCGGAUAUGGACCUUCUGUUGCAAACAUGUAG